Pan troglodytes (chimpanzee) is the source of this 4583-nucleotide messenger RNA. It is a transcript of the gene SDE2, whose product is annotated as SDE2 telomere maintenance homolog. The record is from RefSeq and is a predicted model, not a curated record. NCBI's taxonomy places the organism in Eukaryota, Metazoa, Chordata, Mammalia, Primates, Hominidae. The transcript has 7 exons. The coding region runs from base 477 to 1913 and encodes 478 amino acids. Gene Ontology annotation, cellular component: nucleus.
GGGGGUCGUUUCCCUUGCCCCCUCGGGUUGGGGAGCUCCUCCAGGCCAAGGAAGCGGCCCCCUAAAACCGCUUCCGGGACUGCAGCUUCUCUCCCCACACUCUCAAGGAGCAGAGCCUUCUCGGGCCACAAUUCUCCGCGACCCAAAAAUAACUACACAGAUGUGAGGAAAAGGGCCAAAGCCUACAGCACAAGGUGGUGCUUAGUUAAAGCCUUAUCGCUUACGCCCAGGAAGCUCGAAACCCAACCCAGCGCCAGCCUUUUAUAGCCGGUCCCUCGAGCCCCGCCCUAGCAACUUCUCCUAGCAACGCCUCGCCCCGUGCUCUGCCGCCUUAUCUGCCUCCGCCAGGCCUUUCCUGUUCCCCUCCCCCAGCCCGCACCGCCCCGCCGCCCGGCUCACUUGACCCGCCCCAGGGGAGGGGAGGGGUGAACGGAAGCGUGAGGGGCGGGGCGUUGGAAGAUGCUCGCGUCAUCAAGAUGCGCCGGGCGAGUUGCGGCGCCGGGCGAGUUGCGGCGCCUGGUGUCUCAGAGAGGCUUGAGGUUCGGGUAGUCGGUGACAUGGCGGAGGCCGCGGCGCUGGUGUGGAUUCGCGGCCCUGGCUUCGGGUGCAAGGCGGUGCGGUGUGCCUCGGCUCGGUGCACCGUCCGGGAUUUUAUCCACCGGCACUGUCAAGAUCAGAAUGUUCCAGUGGAAAACUUCUUUGUGAAAUGCAAUGGAGCACUCAUUAACACCAGUGACACAGUGCAGCAUGGAGCUGUUUAUAGUUUGGAACCCAGACUUUGCGGUGGAAAAGGAGGUUUUGGAUCUAUGCUCCGAGCACUUGGUGCUCAGAUUGAGAAGACAACCAAUCGAGAAGCUUGUCGGGAUCUCAGUGGAAGGAGACUACGUGAUGUCAAUCAUGAAAAAGCAAUGGCUGAAUGGGUAAAACAACAAGCCGAGCGAGAGGCUGAAAAGGAGCAGAAGCGGCUGGAGCGACUGCAGCGGAAGCUUGUAGAACCCAAGCACUGCUUCACCAGCCCUGACUACCAGCAGCAGUGCCAUGAGAUGGCUGAGCGUCUGGAGGAUUCCGUCCUCAAAGGUAUGCAGGCUGCCUCCAGCAAGAUGGUUUCAGCAGAAAUCAGUGAGAAUCGGAAACGGCAAUGGCCUACUAAAUCUCAGACAGACAGAGGAGCCAGUGCGGGAAAGAGGAGAUGCUUCUGGUUGGGCAUGGAGGGACUAGAGACUGCAGAAGGGUCCAACUCUGAGAGUUCAGAUGAUGACAGUGAAGAAGCACCAAGCACUUCAGGAAUGGGUUUCCAUGCUCCAAAAAUUGGUAGCAAUGGUGUCGAGAUGGCAGCCAAAUUUCCCAGUGGUUCUCAGAGGGCGAGAGUAGUGAAUACAGACCAUGGAUCACCAGAACAACUGCAGAUCCCGGUGACUGACUCUGGGAGGCAUAUUUUAGAAGACUCAUGUGCUGAGCUGGGGGAGUCCAAAGAGCACAUGGAAAGCAGGAUGGUUACAGAAACAGAAGAGACCCAGGAGAAGAAGGCAGAGAGUAAAGAACCCAUAGAAGAGGAACCCACUGGGGCUGGACUGAAUAAGGAUAAAGAGACAGAAGAAAGGACUGAUGAGGAAAGAGUUGCUGAGGUAGCACCUGAAGAAAGGGAAAACGUUGCCGUUGCCAAACUGCAGGAAGGCCAGCCAGGAAACGCAGUUAUUGAUAAGGAAACUAUAGAUUUAUUGGCGUUCACCUCUGUUGCAGAACUGGAGUUGCUGGGUUUGGAGAAGCUCAAAUGUGAACUGAUGGCCCUUGGACUGAAAUGUGGGGGCACUCUGCAGGAGCGGGCAGCAAGACUCUUCUCUGUCAGAGGACUGGCAAAGGAGCAAAUUGACCCGGCUUUAUUUGCCAAGCCUUUGAAAGGGAAGAAAAAAUGAGUAUCAUCAGAGCUGAUUCCUAUUUGUUUAUAGUGUCUACCAUUUACAACCUGCAUAAUGUGGACUCUUGACCAGUAUUCCUGUUGAUAUUAAAAGCUAACUUUUUAGUAACCCAAUUCUAACUAUCCCCUUUUUCCUUGUCAGGGCUGUAGAAUUAAUGUCUGAAACCAUCUGGGCCUUAAAUUUUCUUUGUCUGGUUUUCUAUAAUGUAUUUAAUAAAUACAGGGCUAUUCACAUUUUUUGGUUUGAUCUUGGUGUCAUUUAGGUAAUGAAUCUAUCCAAGGAAUCUAUCCUUUUGACCCAGGUUAUCAAAUUUGUAGACAUAAGGUUAUUUAUAAUGGUCCCUUCUUACCCUUUUAAUGUCUUUAGGAGCUGUGUUGAUAAUUUCCUUUUCAUUAUGAUACUGGUAAUUUCUGUUCUCACUUUCCUAAUCAGGUUGCGUAGGGGUUUAUCAGUUUUACUGAUCUUUUUAUUUUAUUUUAUUUUUUUUGAGACAGUCUUACACUGUCUCCCAGGCUGGAGUGCAGUGGCGCGAUCUCGGCUUACUGCAAGCUCUGCCUUCCGGGUUCACGCCAUUCUCCUGCCUCAGCCUCCCCAGUAGCUGGGACUACAGGCUCCCACCACCACGCCCGGCUAAUUUUUUAUAUUUUUAGUGGAGACUGGGUUUCACUGUGUUAGCCAGGAUGGUCUCGAUCUCUUUACCUCGUGGUCCACCCGCCUCAGCCUCCCAGAGUGCUGGGAUUACAGGCGUGAGCCACCGUGCCUGGCCGACGAUUUAACUUUUAAAGAACCAACCUUUGGUUUUAUUUUUCUCAAUUGUUUAUAUAAUUAAUUUCUGUUAUUUUCUUUCUUCUAUUUAGCUUGAGUCUCCUUUGAUCUUUUUUCUUUAGUUCCUUAAGAUAAGCCUUAGGUCAUUGAUCUUAGACGUUAUUUAAAAUACAUAUUUAAAGCUAUACAUUUUCUUUUAAGCAUUACUUUAGUUGCAACUUUACAAUUUUAUUAUGUCGUAUUUUUAUUAUUCAGUUCUAAUUUUCUUUUUUUUUUCUUUUUGAGAUGGAAUUUCGCUUUUGUUGCCCAGGCUGGAGUGCAAUGGUACGAUCUCAGCUCACUGCAACCUCUGCCUCCUGGGUUCAAGCGAUUCUCCUGCCUCAGCCUCCUCAGUAGCUGGGAUUACAGGCUCCAGCCACCAUACCUGGCUAAUUUUUGUAUUUUUAGUAGAGAUGGGGUUUCACCACAUUGGCCAGGCUGGUCUCGAACUCCUGACCUCAGGUGAUCCACCCACUUUGGCCUCCCAAAGUGCUGGGAUUACAGGUGUGAGCCACCAUGCCCAGCCUCUGAUUAUUUUCUAAUUUCCUCCCUCAGUUCUUCUUUGACCCAUGGAUUAUCAGAAGUGGGUUGUCUGAUUAGCAAACAUUUGUUUUUUUUCCUCUUAAUAUCUUCUUGUUGCUGAUUUCUACUUUAAUUCCAUUGAGGUCAGAAAAUAUCCUCUUUAUGAUUUCAAUCCUCUUAGUUUCAUUGAGACUCGUUUUAUGACCCAAUAUAUUGUCUGUCAUGGUGAGUGUACCACACACAGUUUAAAAGAAUGUGUAUUUUAGGCCAGGUGUGGUGGCUCAUGCCUGUAAUCCAGCAUGAGAUUACAUGCUGAGAUUACAGCUGUAAUCUAGCAUGAGAUUACAUGCUGAGAUUACAGCUGUAAUCUAGCAUGAGAUUACAUGCUGAGAUUACAGCUGUAAUCUGUAAUUUGAGAGGCUGAGGUGGGAGGAUCAUUUCGAGACCAGCCUGGGCAAUGUAUAGUGAGACCAUGUCUCUAAGAAAAACAAUAUGUAAUUUGAAUUGUUGGGUUAAUAUGUUUUGUAAUAUCGAUGAGAUUAAGUGGUUGAUAGUAUUGUUCAGAUCUUCUAUGUCUUUACUGAUCUUUUUGUUUAUUUCUAUCAGGUGCUGAGAAAGGAUGUUAAAAUCUUCAAUUACGAUUGUGGAAUUGUCUAUUUCUUAAAUUCUACCAGUUUUUGUAUGAAGCUCUAAUAACUUAUGUCUUCCUAAUGUAUUGACCAUUUUAUCAUUAUGAAAUUUCCCUCUGUCUCUGGUAAUUUGGGUUUGAAAUCUACUUUAUCUUAUGUGAAUAUAGCCACUGCAGCCUUCUUAAGCUUAGUGUUUGCACAGUAUACCUCUUUCUAUUAAUUUACUUUGUGCUUCUGUGCCUAUUUAAAGUAGUUUCUUUAAACAACAUAUACUUGAGUCUUGCAUUUUUAUCUGUUCUCUCUGUAUCUUUUAAUAAGUUUAACAUUAAAUGUAAUUAUUAAUAGGUUUCUAAUUUACAUGUUUCCUGUUUAGAUAAGAUUAUUUUAUAAUUGUAUUUUAAUUUAUUGGCUCUUUAGCUAUACUGUUUUAAUAAUUUUUUUAAGUUGGAUGUUCUAGUGAUUACAAUAUACAUUCUUAAUUUUUCAGUCUACCUAGAGUUGAUGUGCCACUUCACAUAAAAUGUAGAAAUCUUGUAAGUAUGUACAUCCAUUUAUCAUACCUGUCUUUUAUGCUGUAGUUGUCAUACAUAUUAAAUCUACAUAUUUAAAUAUUGUAAGUCCUGUCAUAAGUUACAAUUUCUGCUUUAAAUAAUGAUAUGUAUUUUAAAGAAAUUAAGAGGAAAAAAUAAAAUCUUUUGUAUUUAUUCACAUA